Messenger RNA from Anas platyrhynchos (mallard), 3466 nucleotides. Lineage: Eukaryota; Metazoa; Chordata; Aves; Anseriformes; Anatidae. The record is from RefSeq and is a predicted model, not a curated record.
AGCCGUGCUGCUCCAAACCGGACCGGGAGGAGGAAGAGGAGGAAGAGGAGGAGGAGGAGGAGGAGGAGGAAGAGGCAUGGUGCUGGUGCUGCAGCAUCUCCUCACCGCCCUCCUUCAAUUUUUCAGACGGGGCCAGCAGGUUUUCCUGAAGGUGGAGGACGCCGUGCCCGGCUCCGAGGCGCUACAGGACGCCCUCCUGAGCCUGGGGGCCGUGAUCGAUGUCUCCAGCCUGCGGGAUGCCCUGCGCGAUGCCGUCCUCUCCCUGCUGCCCAAAGUGGAGCACCUCUACAUCUACCUGCUGGAUGGGGACACCCGGCUGACCUGCGACGACCCCCCCCAUGAGCUGCCUGCUGAGGGGAAGCUCAGGGAUGCGGUGCGGAGGCAGAAGCGGGUGGAGUGCGGGGGGCUGCCCCCCGCCGAGCUGCAGGGCCAGAAGCUGGGCCCCCUGGCUGCGCCCCUCGCCCCCGGCACGCAAGUGCUCAUCAUCCCGCUGGUGGACAAGGACAGCGGGGCCGUGGUGUGCGUCCUCCUGGUUCACUGCAGCCCCCUGAGCGACUCGGACGAGCAGAACCUGCGCGCCCUGGAGCGCCACACCCUGGUGGCGUACCGGCGCGUGCAGGCUCUGCAGAAGCUGCAGCCCUGGCCGCAGGUCAGCCUCUCCACCAGCUCCUCGCAGACCUCCUUGGCCAAGGCUGAGAAGGCUCCCGAGGGCAGCUACAGCGAGCUGGACUGCAAGAUCCUACAGCUCUGCGGCGAGCUGUACGACCUGGAUGCCGCCUCGCUGCAGCUCAAGGUCAUCAACUAUCUGAAGCAGGAGACCCAGUCGCUGUGCUGCUGCCUGCUGCUGGUCUCGGAGGACAACCACCAGCUCUUCUGCCAGGUGGUGGGCGACCGCGUCCUCGAGGAGGAGAUCAGCUUCUCGCUCACCUUCGGGCGCCUGGGGCAGGUGGUGGAGGACAAGAAAUCCAUCACCUUGAAGGACAUCAGUGAGGAGGAGCACAAGCAGCUCAACAGCAUGCUGGGCACCGAGGUCACCUCCAUGCUCUGCGUCCCCGUCAUCAGCCGUGCCACCUCCCAGGUGGUGGCCCUGGCUUGCGCCUUCAACAAGCUGAGCGGAGAGAGUUACACGGAGAGGGACGAGCACAAGAUCCAGCACUGCUUCUGCUACACCUCCACGGUGCUCACCAGCACGCUGGCCUUCCAGAAGGAGCAGAAGCUCAAGUGCGAGUGCCAGGCCCUGCUGCAGGUGGCGAAGAACCUCUUCACGCAUUUGGACGACGUCUCCGUGUUGCUCCAGGAGAUCAUCACGGAAGCCCGAAACCUCAGCAACGCCGAGAUAUGCUCCGUGUUCCUGCUGGACCGCCACAGCCACGAGCUGGUGGCCAAAGUGUUCGACGGCGGCGUGGUGGAUGACGAGAGCUACGAGAUCCGCAUCCCCGCCGACCAGGGCAUCGCGGGGCACGUGGCCACCACGGGCAAGAUCCUGAACAUCAAGGACGCCUACUCGCACCCCCUCUUCUACCGCGGCGUGGACGACAGCACCGGCUUCCGCACCAGGAACAUCCUCUGCUUCCCCAUCAAGAACGAGAGCCAGGAGGUCAUCGGGGUGGCCGAGCUGGUCAACAAGAUCAACGGGCCCUGGUUCAGCAAAUUCGACGAGGACCUGGCCACCGCCUUCUCCAUCUACUGCGGCAUCAGCAUCGCCCACUCCCUGCUGUACAAGAAGGUGAACGAGGCGCAGUACCGCAGCCACCUGGCCAACGAGAUGAUGAUGUACCACAUGAAGGUGUCGGACGACGAGUACACCAAGCUGCUGAGCGAGGGCAUCCAGCCCGUGGCCACCAUCGACCCCAAUUUCGCCAGCUUCACCUACACGCCCCGCUCCCUGCCCGAGGACGACACCUCCAUGGCCAUCCUGAGCAUGCUGCAGGACAUGAACUUCAUCAACACCUACAAGAUGGACCGCCAGACCCUCACCAGGUUCUGCCUGAUGGAAAAGGGUUACCGUGACCCCCCCUACCACAACUGGAUGCACGCCUUCUCCGUCUCCCACUUCUGCUACCUGCUCUACAAGAACCUGGAGCUCGUCAACUACCUGGAAGACAUCGAGAUCUUCGCCCUGUUCAUCUCCUGCAUGUGCCACGACCUGGACCACCGGGGCACCAAUAAUUCCUUCCAGGUGGCCUCGAAAUCCGUCCUGGCAGCUCUGUACAGCUCCGAGGGCUCAGUCAUGGAGCGCCACCACUUCGCCCAGGCCAUCGCCAUCCUCAACAGCCAGGGCUGCAACAUCUUCGACCACUUCUCCCGCAAGGAUUACCAGCGCAUGCUGGACCUGAUGCGGGACAUCAUCCUGGCCACUGACCUGGCCCACCACCUGCGCAUCUUCAAGGACCUCCAGAAGAUGGCAGAAGUCGGCUACGACCCCAAAAACAAGCAGCACCACAGCCUGCUGCUCUGCCUGCUGAUGACCUCCUGCGACCUCUCCGACCAGACCAAGGGUUGGAAGACCACCAGGAAAAUCGCGGUGAGUGGGGACCCCCCCAAAAACCCCCCAAAACCUCCCCAAAUUGCCCCCAGGGUGUACCCCGUGCCGGGUGCUUGCACCAACAGGGGGGCACCAGCAGCUCCCCAAGGGACGUCCCCUGCACCCAGAGCCACGUCCCCCAAAUUCCGAAAAAAAGGGGGAGAUGUUCCCCAAAAAGGGAAAAUUGUUCCCCAAAAAGGGAAAAUUGUUCCCCAAAAAGGGGGAAUUGUUAUCAAAAAAAGGGGAAUUGUUCCCAAGAAAGAGGUGUUUUUCCCCAAAAAGGGGGAAUUGUUCCUAAAAGUAUGUUGUUGUUACCCAGAAAGGGGGAGUUUUUCCCCCAAACAGGGGAAUUUUCCCAAAAAAAGGGGGGAAAUUUCCCAAACCAAGGGAAUAUUUCCCCCAAAUGGGGAGUUGUUUCCCAAAAGGGGGAAUUGGUCCCAAAUAAGGGGGAAUCGUUCACCAAAAGUGGGGAGUUGUACCCAAAAAGGGGGGAUUUUUCCUUAUAAAGGGGAAUUGCUCCUCCAAAAUGGGGAGAUUUUCCCCAAAAGACAGGGAACUGUUCCCAAAAAAGGGGAGUUGUCCUCAAAACAUGGGGAAUUGUUACCAAACAAUGGGGUAUUCUCAAAAAAAAAAGGGGAUUUUUCCCCAAAAGAUGGGCAUUGUUACCUAAAAAGGGAAAAUUGUUCCCCAAAAAGGGGGAAUUGUUAUCAAAAAAGGGGAAUUGUUCCCGAGAGAGGUGUUUUUCCCCAAAAAGGGGGAAUUGUUCCUAAAAGUAUGUUGUUACCUAGAAAGGGGCAGUUUUUCCCCCAAACAGGGGAAUUUUCCCAAAAAAAGGGGGGAAAUUUCCCAAAACAAGGGAAUAUUUCCCCCAAAUGGGGAGUUGUUUCCCAAAAGGGGGAAUUGGUCCCAAAUAGGGGGAAUCGUUAACAAAAAGUGGGGAGU